GGCGGCGAUGGCGGCUCGCAGUUUCAUUCCGGAUUUCCACUGGACUACAAACUGAUUUUAACCGAGCCGGUUAGACUUUUGGGGAACUUUUGUAAAGCUGUCUCUCGUCGGACUCCGCACAGAGUGAAGUCACGUUGAACCAGUGCUUGGCAUCAAGCGGCCCCACAGCUUUUUUGGGGUAUUUUUGUCCUAGGUUCAAGGUGGUCACCCUGUCGAGCUAGCGGUAGCUUGGUGGCUGCUAGCUAACGUUAGUUGGUAGCUCCUGGGCUAGCUUGUCAACGAGCUGCGUGCUAAGGUCCAUACAGCAGCAGUCGUCGUUCGGCAGCUUUUCUUGACCACGUCCACGUUUUUCUCUUAUACUUACAAUGAAAAUGCACUCUAUUUAAUGUUAGUUGUGCCACAAGUGUGCAGAGCGAGGUACUCACACGUUUGCUUGGCCUCUUGUUAAUUUGAAUUGCUAGUUUGGCGGCUGUGGCUAAAGACGGAUUUUGACUCACUAGCAAGCAAGUUCCUUCAGUAAUUGUCCCAACAACUUCGGGCAAAAGGGUGCUAUCAACUGAGAAUUGAACUUGAGUUGCUGUGGGGUCUUUGCGUGCUCAUCAACAUGCUGAAGACCCGGCAGUGUUUACUCGGCAUCCGCACUUUUCUCGGCGUAACAUCGAGAAUAUGGGGCUUCAUCAUGUACAUCCUCAGGAAGCACCUACGAACGAUAAUCCAGUAUCAGACGGUGCGAUACGACACUUUGCCUCUGUCACCUGUUUCCAGAAACAGACUCAAUGCAGUAAAGAGGAAGAUUCUGGUUCUGGACCUGGAUGAGACGUUGAUCCACUCUCACCAUGACGGGGUCCUCAGACCCACAGUGAGACCUGGCACACCGCCAGACUUCAUCCUCAAAGUCGUCAUUGACAAGCACCCAGUCAGAUUCUUCGUCCAUAAAAGGCCACAUGUUGACUUCUUUUUAGAAGUGGUGAGCCAGUGGUAUGAGCUGGUGGUUUUCACAGCCAGUAUGGAGAUCUAUGGCUCAGCGGUCGCAGACAAGCUGGACAACAACAGGAACAUCCUGAAACGCAGAUACUACAGACAGCAUUGUACAUUGGAUCUAGGUAGUUAUAUUAAAGAUCUAUCUGUAGUACACGAUGACUUGUCCAGUAUUGUCAUCCUGGACAAUUCGCCUGGCGCUUAUCGAAGCCAUCCAGACAAUGCAAUACCUAUCAAGUCCUGGUUCAGCGACCCUAGUGACACAGCACUUCUCAACUUGUUGCCUAUGCUGGAUGCACUAAGGUUCACUGCUGAUGUCCGCUCCGUCCUCAGUCGAAACCUCCACCAGCACCGGCUCUGGUGAUUGGCUGAAUCGAGAGGGGGUGGGGCUUGUUGACCAGCCUCUUCCUCUCUGCCGGCUUCCAUCCCGCCCUCCCUUCCUACACAGACGACCCACCAGCCCUCUCUGAGCCUCUCAGGCGUGUCCUGAGGAGAUGAGGGUUGGGGUGACCGCCUAACAUGGGAUGAACAGUACGGGAGCACCAGAGCCCAGAAAGUACUGAGGAGGGAGGGGGAGCCACCUUGUUUGUUUGUUUGUUUUUUUGUUUUGUUUUUGUUUUUUCCUUGAUUCUUUAUUUUAUUUUAUUUUUUUCCAAAACAAAAGGAGCCUCUCUGCCUUAUCGCUCCUGAUACUGACUGUGUGCGUAUGAAGAUGAGCUUGUAUACGUGAGUCGGAGUAUGCUUGCUGAGUUCGUUAGUCCCUUUUUAAACUUUUUUGACAAUUGGGAAGGGGGGAAAGAGGAGGAUCAGCAAAGCAGCAAAGACAAUUCUACAUUAUUAUUUCUUCUACUUCUCCAUCGUCACCAGACAUUGCACUUAAGCAGACAACUCAUCAAUUUACUGUCUUAACCCGUUGGAGCAACUGAGUAGGGGAAAAUAGAAAACAGCCCCUUUUUAGAUCAUCCUCAUACCCCAACAGUGAUUCAUUAAUUCCUGGGGUAUGCCCCCCCCCAACAAGAAAGGAUCCACUUAAAUGGUGUAACUGAUGGACUUUUGCUUGCAACAAACCAUCCACAGGCAUUUUUUCUGGACAAAUAGCCGAGCAGCCUGAUACGUCUUUUUUUUUUUUUUUUUUCCAGCCAUAACCAUCACUCUUUCCCCAAAGCUCCUCAUGGGACUCUGUGAUAAAGACGACUGAAAAGUUGUGAGACAAAAAACAAUGGCUUGUAACGAUAUGUGGACUGCCGUGCCGCCUUUCCAUAUCUGAUUGUUUCUCUAUUAUAAUAUAUGAUAAUAUGACUUCUGCAUACCAUGACAUUUUGCUCUCCCCUGAUGCCAUUUGAUGCCAUCCUGAUUUCAUCUAAUAGGAAUUGCACUUAAUUUUUUUUCCCCCUUCUGUUUUUGUUGCGGUUGGUUUUGUAUUUGAUUCAAAUUUGCGGCUUUCCCUUUCAGUUUUUACCCGCUCCGCUAACUGUAUGGGUUCAACUAUUAGACCCUCCGUCUUUAAAUGCCUUCCGAACAAUGUCAGUCUUGUCAAGGCUCACAGCGGCUUCUUAUUGGCUCUGUCUCCAGGUCUGUGUUACUAAUAAAACACUUGUCAGUAUCGACCAGUUACUAUCCAGCUUGAUUUCUUCUCACGCAAUUCAUUUGGUAAUCUUGAUAUAACAUCUUUCAGCUUGUCAACUGACCACUUUUGCUGGGGUGAUUAAGAGCUCAGAUGGAUUCACACUGGCAGUUCUUUUUUUGCUGUUCUUUUUUCACUAAUAAUCUGCUGCCAUCAUGUGGUGAGACAGGAAACUGCAUUGGCCCGCAACCGUCAUGAAGGGAGGAUUUAUUUCAUAACUGUCGUAUUAGACUGUGUUAGUUUUAGACAGGUGUACCUAAUGACCUGGCAAAUGCAGCCAAAUAAGACAUUAUAAAGAUACCUGUGCCAAUUUUGUAAUUUGAUUUACCCAGGCAACUGUGUAUUUCUAGCUUUUUUUCAGCAGUGCUGAUUUUAUCAGUUUGCAAUGUGGUCAUCACUGUUUUUUCAGUCAUAGCAUACAGGUAAGUUUCUGAACUACAAUAUCUGUCAGUACACAUCUGUAGAAGCAUUGUUUAAAUGUUAGAUAUGUGUUCCCUCAGUGUAGUCAUUCUAGUGCAGAGAUAGGCAGUCAUAAUGUGACAGGACUAUACUGGUAUACAGUAUAUUGGCUGUGGUUUCCAAUACCUCUGCCUCCUGAUGAUGGUUUGAAAGUAAAACAAAGCUUUAAACAGCAAAUGUGUAUCUAUCAUUGUUUAGAGCGAUUUUACUCCUGUAGAGUUCCAACUGGCCACCAUGUUAAAUUUCGACUUCUCUGUUGCGUUUGUUAACAGUUACUGGGAAUGGUGACUUCCAGGAAAGACUACUUUCUCUUUUUUCCCGCCCUCUUCCUGCACCUUACCGGCAGCUCAUACUCGUUACUCUGAAAGCAUGCGGAAUGUAUCCUCUUCUAAUCAAGCAUGUUGCCUGGUGUGAAUCUCACAGCUUUUUCUUUAACAAAUGCUUUUGUCCAUCGUGACAUAGGUGAAAACAAGUGCUGCAACACUCAUCUAGACUUGUAAAGUAUGAAUAUAAAGAAGAAUGUCCCUCCUAUCACCAAGAUAUCAAUCCAGGUUUGACUCAGCCUCAGUCUCAUCAGGUUGGAGGAAUGAGGCUGAGUCAGGAGACAGUGCAGUUGUGACUGAUGGGAACAGUCAGGCGUUUUGUCCUCUUGACCAGCCUCUGAUGAGGCGGGGCUGAGCUGUGGCUGCUGAGCCGUUUUGUGGGAGAGUUGGUAGUUGAGGAUCAUAUCAUGUUUUGCAUUGGAGGGAGAAAUUGUUUGUGGGAGAAAUAAUUUGGCAAAAAGACUGGCUUAGCCCAAGGAGGACCUAAGCCUCAGUGCUCCUCUGUAACAAGGAACGCUGAGGAGACAAGGGGAGGAGUGGAGGGAGCAAAGGAAACUGGAGUCUAUUAUGUUACACUCCAUCAAGAACUGACAUUUGCCGUUUACUUUGUAGAGGUGUUUAUAAGAUCCAAAAUAAGUGUCAUAGUAAGACCCAUGUGACUCAGCACAUUACAUCCUGCAAAACCUCAUAUCUCUUCCAAGUCCUUGACAUGGAAGAGAUAUGAGGUACAAAUUCACCAGAUUUAAUGUUUGGAAAGAACAAAAAGCAUCACUUAAAAAUCAUCCGUUAACUGGUUUUAGGGGAAAGGGUUUGUUCACUCUCAGGUCUGUCUCCAUUGCUGAAGAGGCGUGUGUGCAGGCACGAGGGACUUUUUCAAUGCAUGCUGAUUAUCACCUUGCACAGAACAAACCACUAUGACACUAUGAAGCGCAGAGGGGAGUUUAGGUGUCACAUGAGCAAGUAGAGUGAGUCACAGAGCUGUGGAUCACUUGCGCAACAGACAGGUUAGCAACUUUUCCCAUGAGUGUGUCAGGAAAUGGCCACACAAACGCAAACUGACUCUAAGACUGAAUUUACUCAGUAAAUGUUCUAUAGACCUACACUAUAUGCUAGAUAAAAUAUUCAUUUCCUUUUCAGCAGUAUGGUUUUUUUUUCUAAUCUCUAAAUAGGCAAGUGUUUUGGAAGUGAACUUCAGUAUUACAUUUGGCCAGCGGGUAGUGGUUUCUCAUAUAUUCCCCAACUGGUACAGCAGUGAUCCUGAAACCAGUAUAAACCAUUAAAACAGUAUAAAAACAGUAAGAAGACUACUCGAAAAUGAACCUCUGUUGAUGAGCUGUGUAAGUUAUAGCGGGAGAUUUUCCUGGAUGUCAUUAAAUAGAGUAUAUUGAAUUGCUAAAGUAGGGAAUUUCUAGCAAGGAAAUUACAACCCGCCCAUGAGGCUCUUCAGUGCUCCAGUGUGUGUUAAUAGGGGCCAUGACCCGAUGGGAUGUCAGUUUCAGGAGAGGAACUGCACUGCUGAUGUUGAAUGUGAUUCUAGCUUACUGACAUUUCAGCAGCGUUAGUAAUGAUCUCAUCGAUCACUUCUUAUUAAUCCGAUGUUGGGGCAACCAUGAAAUUGCGAAACUUCAAGCCUAAUCAGUCAGUAUUCAGCACUGUGCACGGUAAAUGAGUGAAUACCCAACAACUUACAAUAUUCCCUAUUUUCCUGUGCGCAUCUGGGCCCAAAUUCAACGCACAGUUGACCCAAACAGCCUUAAUCACAGUUUAAUAACGCAUGUUUUUGAGUCUCUUCUCUCUAGCUGCUAACCGCUGGGCCUCGGUCAUAUGACAAGGACAGCUGCCACUUCACCGCCCUACCCUACGUCUUUAGGCGCAGCGGUUGAUCAAAAUAAAAUAGUUCCACAGAAAAUUGCAUCAUAGAUUUACUAACUGCUUCAAAAAUUAGUACUUGUUA
Chelmon rostratus (copperband butterflyfish) is the source of this 5338-nucleotide messenger RNA. Its product is annotated as CTD nuclear envelope phosphatase 1A. Gene Ontology annotation, molecular function: protein serine/threonine phosphatase activity. Bases 605 to 1342 code for a protein of 245 amino acids. The transcript has 8 exons. The record is from RefSeq and is a predicted model, not a curated record. NCBI's taxonomy places the organism in Eukaryota, Metazoa, Chordata, Actinopteri, Chaetodontiformes, Chaetodontidae.